Molecule: messenger RNA, 5325 nt
Organism: Closterium sp. Naga37s-1
Lineage: Eukaryota; Viridiplantae; Streptophyta; Zygnematophyceae; Desmidiales; Closteriaceae
Source: the annotation of a GenBank genome assembly
AUGGAAGACAAGUGUCCUUUUUGCGGCAGCCGGGAAGGUGCGCGGAACCUCCCCGCUCCGCACGGCCCGGCGCAGAGUCUGUCGCACCAGCUGUCGCAGAACCCGUCGCAGGGCCAAGCUAGCCAUAGUACUCCCCAUCACCCGCAUCACGCGCCGCAUCAUGCGGCGCAUCACGCGGCGCAGCAGCCGCCGGCACAGGCGCCGUAUGAGACGGUCCUAGUGGCGUGCGCUAGCUGCGCUCGAAUUGUCGCGGAGCGGCGGAUUAUUCCUCUGCUGUUCGUUCCGCGCACCGUCGAAGAAGCUUCCUUCUGCCUACCCGCCAGGGACGUGCUGUUGCACGCCAAGCUUCGUCCGGACGAGGUGAGAGCAGCAGCGGAUAAAAUAGAAGAGCUCAAAGCCUUAAAGGAUGCAAAAAUUAAAGCCAGAGAUAAUGAGGAGGUGAAGGCAGAAGUAGCAGCAGCAGCAGAUGACAGUCGAGGAACUGCUAUUUCAGGGAAGCCAGAAGUGAAGGUGGAGACUGAGGAGGGUUUGGUGGAGAAGGGGAGGAGGGAGGUGGGGAAGAAAGAAGAAAGACUGGGAGGGGAUGGGAAGGAGAAGGUGGCAGGAGAGCUGGUGGGGAAGGAAGAGGAGAGUAAGUCCCUGGUAGGGUUUGAUCUGAACUUUGAUCUGAACAUGGAUGCGAUGGACGGUGGAGAUGAAGCGGCGGGAGCGAGGAUGGACGGUGGAGGAGAUGAAGCAAUGGAUGAAGGUCGAGUUUCGGAAGGACAAGAGGGGAAAGAGAAAGAAGAGGAGGAAGAACUUGAAGAGGAAGAAGAGGAGGAAGAAGAGGAAGAGGAAUACGAAGAGGAGGAGGACGAAGAAGAAGAGGAGGAAGAAGCAGAGGACGGGGAGGAGGAGGACAUGGAGGAAGGAGAAGCAUUAGAGGAGCAAACGAGCCCCAACUCCCUCACGGACGACGACCCAUCGCCCCGCUUCCUGGACCCCUCGGACCAGUUCCUGGACGUCUUCUCAUCGCUCUCCCUCGAGUCCGCCCCGCCACUCUUCUGUGCCGCCUCGCUGCCCUUCUCGGGCCAGCUAGCAGAGAUGGAGCGGCUGAUUGGCCCCGUGCUGUACACCGGGUGCUCUGGGGGCGCAGGGGGGAGUGCCGUGGGGACGACUGAUUUCCUGCGCGCCUACUUCCAGAUCCUGGAGGUGAGUGGCCUGCUGGACAUAGACCAGAGCAUCACGGACCACGCGGUUACCCUGUUCCGAGACUAUGUGGUGUCGGCCGGCGGGGCGCGGAACCGCAACAUCGAAGCCCUAGCCACUGCAGCCGUGGUGCAGGCCAUGCGCGAGGCUCAGGAGGCCCGCACCCUCCAGGAAGUCUCCCUGGUGGCAGGGAUUGCGGUGAAGGAGUUGGGGAGGAGUUUGAAGGGGUUGAUGGAGGUGCUGCGGCUGCAGCAGCCUGUCAACUCCAACUCUGUGUCCUUCCACAUGCCCCGCUUUGGAUCCAUCCUGCAGCUCCGCAAGUCCACCCAGGACCUAGCAACGCACGUGGGAGAGGUGGUGAUAUCCAAGUCAUUCUGCACGCGCCGCAACCCCAUCAGCAUUAGCGCUGCCGCCAUCUACCUCGCGUGCCAGCUGGAGGACAAGAGGCGCACACAGACCGAGAUCUGCAAGGCUACCGGCCUCACAGAGCUGGAGGACAAGAGGCGCACACUGACCGAAAUCUGCAAGGCCACCGGCUUCACAGAGGUGACGCUAAGGAAGGUGUACAAGGAGUUGCUGGAGAACAUUGACGACCUGCUCCCUGGGGGCUACGAGCAGAAGGUGUACAAGGAGCUGCUGGAGAACAUUGACGAUCUGCUGCCUCCGGGAUACGAGCCCACCAUCCCUGCGUGCAGGGUCGCUAGCAUGCCCCUCUCUGCCCAUGGCGCAGGGGGAGGGGGAGGGGCAGGAGGUGGGGGGAAGGGGGGAGGCGCGGGAGGGGGAGGGGGAGGGGGAGGAGGAGGUGGAGGCAAGGGAGCGGGAGGAGGGGAAGGAGGAGGGGGUAGUGUUGGCGGGAGGGAUGGGAAAGGGGGAGGAGGAGCAGCAGUGGCAAACACAGCAGCAACAGCAGGGACGGUGGCGGCGGCGGCAGCUAGGGCCGCAUUGGUUGCAGCGGGAUCAGGUGGGUCUGAUGCAGCAGCAGCAGCAGCAGCAGCAGCAGCAGCAGCAGCAGCAGCAGGAGGAGGAGGAGCAGGAGGAGGAGCAGGAGGAGGAGCAGGAGGAGGAGCAGGAGGAGGAGGAGAAGGGGGAGGGGCAGCAGGGAGGGCAGGAGCACAGACACCACUGGGGCACAGGGUCCCUUUCCCCUCCCCCUUUGCCCAUCCCGCUGCUCCUGCUGCAACUGCCACCGCUACACCUUUUCCUGGUGCUGCUGCUGCUGCUGCUGCUGCUGCUGCUGCUGCUGCUGCUUCCGGGUCUCGUUCAGCCACCCCUGCGGCGUCUGUGGGGACUGCUUCUGGUCUCGGCAGGACGGACAGCCAGAGCUCCUUCCCCUCGUGCGCCAAAUCGCCCGACAAAGGCUCUGCGUUCCCCUCUUUUGGCGCUCCACAGUUGAUUCCCGAGGGCAGGGCGGAGGCCUGGCAGCAGCAGCAGCUGGCAGCAGCAGCAGCAGCAGCAGCAGGGCAAACAGAGCACACCACUCUCUCUCCCCACCUUCCCUUCUCCUCCCAUACGCCCCCCACUCUCCUCCACCUCCCCUCGUCCUCCCCUCUCCCUCCCCUUCCCCCCUUCCUCAACUUCCCCUCGUCCGCCCCUCUUUCUCCCGUUCCCAUCCUCCCUCGCGUCCUCCCCACACCCUCCUCCCGCUCUCCCUCCCUCAUCCUUCCUCUCCUCUCCCUCUUCCCGCUCCGCUCCCCCCCUUCCCCCAGGCUCCUCCCCUUUCAAGCGCCCUCCCCUGGUUCUACCCCCUCCAUGGCAGCUUCGGCACCAGCCACAGCUGCUGGUUUGGGGGCAGGGUUGGUGGGGAUGGGAGUGGGAGGUGGUACUGGUGGUGGUGGUGCUCUUGCCAGUGCUGGUGCCGGUUCUGCUGCUGCUGCUAAUGCUGCAGGCAACAGUUCAGCCCCUCCUGAGACCUUCCCUACCCAGAAGCCAAAUGCAACGCCUCUCCUCUCUUUCACUCUCCCCCCCAACUUUCACCACCAGUUCUCUGCCACCCGCCCUCCAUCCAAUCACCCCGCUGUGGGCCCCGGUCUGAGAUUCCCUGCCCCUGCUCUCGCUGUGCCCCUGCCUCCCUCCUCCGCUCCCAAUCCUUCUCUUCUCCACGCCUCUCCUCCUGCCACUGCCCCUUCUGCUGCUGGUGCUGCAACCCUAGGUGGUGGUGGUGGUGGUGGUGGUGGUGGUGCUACUGCUGCUACAGCCGCUGCCGCUGGUUCAGGGGGGAAGGGAGGGUUCUCGCUACUACAGCUGCCGAGGGAACUGGCAGAACCCUUCCCUCGCUCCUCCUCUGAUUCUAGCCUCCGACCUGCUGCCUCCGCUGCUGCUGCUGCCACUGCUGCUGCUGUUGGUCGCACAGGAGGGUUUGGAGGCAUGGGAGGGAUGGGAGGAGGAGCAGGAGGAAUGGGAGGAAGAGCAGGAGGUGGCACAGGAACAGCAGCAAGUGGGCACGACAGUGGAAGUAGCAGUGGUGGGUUUGGUGGUGGGGGGAGUAGUGGAGCGGUUGUUGGUGGAGGCUCAAACCAGGAGGUAGGGACGCAGGCAGCGAGAGGACGAGCAGGGGCCGGGGGCAGAAGGGGAGGAAAGGGUGGGAGAGUGGGUGAGAGGGCCUUUCCCAAAUCCUCCGUGCAGCAGCUGCGAAAUGUCACGGCGAACGCGUUACCAGCCGUUGCGAAGCUGACAGUCAACGAGGCACGAGCUCGCGUGCUCUUCUCGAGGCGUCCUUCCCGGUCCCUGCGUGUAUCCCCGUCACUGUCAGGAGUGCCGACAGCAUCGCCACGUGGCAGCAGACGAGCUACCAGAGCCAUGGCAGGCACCUCGCCUGGAAACAACCAAUCGGAAGAUCGCGACGAAUCUUCUGCUUCCGACCUUAGCCGCGUCUGUGUGGUGGGCUGUGGAGGGCUGUGCAUCGACUAUCUCGCCACCGUCACCGCAUUCCCCCACCCAGACGACAAGAUCCGAAGCACCUCUUUCGAGGUGCAAGGCGGAGGCAAUGUGGGCAACUCACUCACGGCCAUCUCUCGCCUUGGGCUCUCCACACGCAUUUUCACCAAGCUGGCGGACGACCUGGUGGGCAAGGCAAUGAUUGCAGAAUUGCAGGCGGAUGGCGUGGACACGUCACACAUCAUUGUUGGCAAGGGGGGCAUGUCGCCAUCCACGUACAUCAUUGUGGACCAACAGACCAACACGCGCACGUGCAUCCACACGCCCGGCUCCCCGCCUCUGCUCCCCUCGGAGCUGUCAGCUGCUGCCUUAACGUCUCUGCUCUCAGGGGCCUCUCUCGCCUACUUUGAUGGCCGCCUCGCCGACACCACCAUCCGCAUAUGCCAGCAGGCGGUGGCCCUGGGUCUGCCGGUGCUGGUGGACGCUGAGAAGCCCCGAGAGGGGCUGGACGACCUGCUGGCCCAUGCCACAUAUGUCGUCGUUUCCGAGAAGUUUCCCCAGGCAUGGACGGGGGAGGAGACACUGGGAGCAGCGCUGCUGGCCAUGGCAGUGCGCCUGCCAAGGGCACGCUUCAUUAUAGUCACACUGGGGGCAGACGGAUGUGCCAUGCUGGACCGACGGGUGGCUGCAGCCUCAGAGGCGCCCAGUGAGGAUGUGGACAAGGAACUGCAGUGGGUGAUAAGAGCCGCACAGGAGAAGGGCAGCAAGCAAGGCAACCCUGCGGUCUUCUCCUCUCGGCCCCUGCGUCUCAAGUCAAUGGCACAAGGGACAGAAGUUGCCGCCCAGCUGGUGGCAGCGACAGCUGUGCCGCUGGAGGCAGGGCAGGUGGUGGAUACCACCGGCGCUGGUGAUGCCUUCAUUGGUGCUUCGACGCUCUAUCUCUGUGAGUCGGCGCUCUAUCUCUGUGAGUCGACGCUCUUUCUCUGUGAGUCGGCGCUCUAUCUCUGUGAGUCUACGCUCUAUCUCUGCGAGUCGACGCUCUAUCUCUGCGAAUCGACGCUCUAUCUCUGCGAGUCGACGCUCUUUCUCUGUGAGUCGACGCUUUAUCUCUGCGAGUCGGCGCUCUAUCUCUGUGAGUCGACGCUCUAUCUCUGUGAGUCGACGCUCUAUCCCUGCGAGUUGGCGCUCUAUCUCUGUGAGUCGACGCUCUAUCUCUGUGAGUCGACGCUCUAUCUCUGUGAGUCGACGCUCUAUCUCUGUUAG